Molecule: messenger RNA, 513 nt
Organism: Rhodotorula toruloides NP11
Lineage: Eukaryota; Fungi; Basidiomycota; Microbotryomycetes; Sporidiobolales; Sporidiobolaceae
Exons: 3
Coding region: 1-513 (170 amino acids)
Source: RefSeq, a predicted model, not a curated record
AUGUCCUCCCCAGCCCCUGCCGCUGCGCCAGCAGACUCCCAACACUCGUCUCGACUAUCCACGACCCGCUCACAUCUCGCCUACCUCGCCAAUCCCAAGAACUCGCCUGCGCCGAAAUCGCUCGUUACCCGCUCGUCGCUCAAAACGUUCAGAUACGUGCUGAAGUUUGUGUUUUGGCGGUUGUUGCGGUAUGCGAAAUACACCCUGAUAGCAGCUGGGAGUGCGGCGCUCGCGGGCACAGUGAUCGGCACAGCACUACCGUGGGUCGGAGCGCUCGUCUUCCCCAGUGUACCCGUAGCAGCUGCCAUGGGCGCCACAACAGCCUUAAUCAAAUUCACGUGGAGACAUCGAGGAAACCAUUUCCGCGCUGCGUGGGCUGCGGGAGGAGAAGGCCGUAAUGCGCGGAGAGACGAGGCGAGGGAUGCGCACGAGGCGUCGGAGGAGUUUGAUAGGGCGACAAGGAGGGCUAGGAGGGCGGAACGGAGUUGGAAAGCGGAGGAGGACGCGUUUUGA